GUCAUAAUGUUUAGCAACAAAAGUCUUCCUCUUCAGGCGAAAGGACGGAACUGCGUUUCUCUCAUUUUACGACUGUUUUUUAGCGAAACCGAAGCCGAAAUCGAGUUUUCUGAACCAUGGGAGCCGUGCUGGGAGUGUGCAGCUUGGCCCAGAUGGCCUGCUGCUGUGGCUCCGCUGCCUGUAGUCUCUGCUGUGCGGCUUGUCCAUCAUGCAAGAACUCAACAUCAUCACGUCUUAUGUAUGCUAUAAUGAUGCUACUAGGCACCAUUGUAGCCUGCAUUAUGCUCUCCCCAGGUCUUGACAGUGCUUUACAAAAGGUCCCAUUCUGUGACAAUGGUGAAGGAACCGGCUUAUUGGAUGCUGCAACUAAUGCUGUCAAGGUCGACUGCUCCGGGGUGGUGGGAUAUCUGGCGGUGUAUCGACUAUGCUUUGCUAUGUCGCUGUUCUUCUUCUUUAUGGCCCUGAUUAUGAUAGGAGUCAAAUCCAGCAAGGAUCCGAGAGCAGGCAUUCAAAAUGGAUUCUGGGCCAUCAAGUACCUGGUUCUCAUUGGAGCAAUCAUCGGAGCAUUCUUCAUUCCUCACGGGCAGUUCGGACAGGUGUGGAUGUACUUUGGCAUGAUCGGGGGCUUCCUGUUCAUUUUGAUUCAGCUGGUGCUCAUCAUCGACUUUGCACACUCCUGGGCCGAAUCCUGGGUCGACCGCUAUGAGGAAACUGAGAGCCGUGGAUGGUAUUGUGCUCUGCUGUCCUUCACCUUCCUGCACUAUGCCCUGGCCAUCACUGCUAUUGUUCUCUUCUACGUGUUCUACACUACUUAUGAAAGCUGCAGCCUCCACAAGUUCUUCAUCUCUUUCAACCUGAUCUUGUGUGUGAUCAUCAGCAUCAUCAGCAUCCUUCCCAAGAUCCAAGAGGCACAGCCACGAUCAGGCCUCCUGCAGGCUUCAGUUAUCACCCUGUACACCAUGUAUCUGACCUGGUCUGCCAUGACCAACACCCCUGACAAGGAGUGCAAGCCAAACUGGGUCUCUGUUAUUAAUGGAGAUGAUCAAAAGGAGGGCAACGAACCCAAAUUCGAUGGAGAAUCAAUUGCAUCCCUGAUCAUCUGGUUCUGCUGUGUCCUCUACUCCUCCAUGCGCACGGCCUCCAACUCCCAGGCAUCAAGGCUGACCAUGUCUGACAAGGUGCUCCUCAAGGACGACUCAACCCGUAGGAGCCUGGGCGACAUUCCCCUCGUGUCCAACGAGGUGUUGCAAGGCGCUUCAGGAGACCCAGAAUCAGGUGAGGGCCACCAUGUAUGGGACAAUGAGGAGGAGGGAGUAGCUUACUCCUGGUCAUUCUUCCACAUCAUGUUUGGCCUUGCCACACUCUACGUCAUGAUGACACUCACCAACUGGUUCACACCCAACUCCGACCUCACCACACUCUCCAGUAACAUGGCUGCUGUCUGGGUUAAGAUUGUAUCCAGCUGGAUCUGCCUCCUCCUAUACGGAUGGACCCUGAUUGCACCUGCAGUCCUCACUAACAGGGACUUCAGCUAAAAACCACAUAGCCCAAGCAAUAGAGGGAGAAAGAUCCCCAUUUUUUGCAAAGCUACUGAAAAUUUUAGCUUUGACAACUUUUAGAUCUUAUGAGAUAACAAGUGUCUUUGAUGUGAAUACUCUGAUUAAAGAAAAAAGCCAUGGUAUUUAAUAGGAAGACUAGGUUGUAUGUGCAUGCAUUUCAAAGAUAUUGUACGUCAUUCAUUCACUAUAUUCAAAGGUUAUUUGUGUUAAUUACAGUUACCAGAUGUGGCUUUGUGGUUAGAGAUUUGCAUAAGACAUAGCAGUUAAUCAGUUCUCCUUUUUUCUUCUUUUCUUUUACUCUUUGGAUUAACAUACCUGUUGGUCAGCUUUUUAGAUUAAAAGGCAAAGAAUAUACAUAGAUACCUAAGUAAGCUAUAAAUUGUGAUGAAAAUCAUUCCUCUUAAUCAAAGCAAGUGGAAUUUGUUACCCCCCAACCCCCCAACCCCCGCCCAUAUGUGAUUUGAAUUUUGUUUCCACACUUUCACACACACACUAACACAUGAAUAUAUUCCUUCCUUCAAAUGUUUUAGGGUUGUUUGUUAAAAAACAAAGAAAUAUGACUUAGUUUUCCUUCUUUAUGUCUGCUAGUCAAGUCUUUUCAAGGAUUUUUUCCCCAUCUUUAACAUUAAGCUCAGAUAAAACAAGGUCUACACAUGUAGGUGGUUAUUUGUAAAUUCAUUAUUGUGUAACAUUUAAGUGUGUUUGGUCAGUGUAAAUGUUUUUAGGGGCUUGUAACUACAAUAUUUAUCCUUGAACUAUUAUUAGGUAUUAUUAUUAUUUUUUUUUUUUGUAUUGAUUUGUUUUGAGAGUGCAAUUUUUAGAAUGUAUUCAUGAAGACUGUUGGUCUGUUAUUUUUGUUAUCAUAUGAGAUUUAUAAAGUUUUUUUUUCAUGAAUGGUAUGAAACUGAAGACAAAGAUAUAUUAUUCUGUAUUAGGUUAAUAAAGCACUUAAGAAAUGGAAGGUUACUUUUAAUAGCUAAAAUUCCUUCACAAAAAAUAUAGAUUCAAAUUUGUAAGCAAACUCUAAAUUUGCACGGAAUUUGUAACUUGCAAUGAGGAGUUAUUUGUUAUGUGAUAUUCUCCAUUUGGAAAGGAUUAUAUAUAUAUACAUGCAGAGAGAGAGAGAGUGUGUUUGUGUGUUAGAAAACAACACUUAGAAAUAAUUACAUUUUAUAUAAUUUCCCUACAUACUUUAUUAACCAAUGUCAGGACUCUUGAAUUAAAAGCAUUAUUAGGUAUGAGGCCUCCCUCUUUUCUUUAUUAUUCAUUAAUGUUUGCAACCCUCGAGAUACCAAGUUCAUGUUUGUGCAGGAUAUCAGCAACACUCAAAGGAGAGUUGUUCAUGUUGUCUGUCCUUUAUUAUAGGCUGCCAUUAUUUUUGCUAGAAGUAUAUUGGUGUUCUUCCUAUUGUCACUAGAUUUUUUUUUCCUUUUUUUUUUCUCUCUUUUUUUUUUUAGAAUUUUGUGUUCUGUUUUACUCAGAUUUAACUCUGAGCAGUUAAGAAGUUGGAUACAAUUGUUUUAAAGAUGUGUUGGUACUUAAAAGAUAUUGUAAACUGUGAUUUCACUUGAAUGUAUUUCAAAAAGUAUAUACAUAUUAUGUAAUCCCAAAUUCUGUGAAACCUGCUAAUCACCAAAUGUAAUUUAUUGUGUAUCAGUGAACAAUAAAUAUAACCCUGAAAUAACA
Messenger RNA from Penaeus indicus, 3245 nucleotides. RefSeq names its product serine incorporator 1-like (gene TMS1). The transcript is spliced from 12 exons. Lineage: Eukaryota; Metazoa; Arthropoda; Malacostraca; Decapoda; Penaeidae. Gene Ontology annotation, cellular component: membrane. The record is from RefSeq and is a predicted model, not a curated record. The coding region runs from base 117 to 1535 and encodes 472 amino acids.